Molecule: messenger RNA, 492 nt
Organism: Cetraspora pellucida
Lineage: Eukaryota; Fungi; Glomeromycota; Glomeromycetes; Diversisporales; Gigasporaceae
Source: the annotation of a GenBank genome assembly
AAUUCAAUAGAAUUCAACAAAGAAUUAAAAGAUAAAACAGAAAUAGAAAGAUUAAGAGAUUUUUGGUUUUCUGAAAUUACCAAGUCUAAAUUAGAAAAUGAUGAUAAACAAAAACUUAAUGAACUCAGAGAAGAAUGUAUAAGAGAAUUAGAACAAACACAACCUGGCACAAAUGAUUUUAAUUAUAUAAGAGAUGGAAUACAACAAAAAGUUGCUUUAAAUAUACAACGUAAUAAGAAAUUAAAAGCAUUAUCAAAUGAAAAGUAUGAUAAAAUCAAUAAAGAAAUUCCUAAAAUUGAAACUGCUAACCUAUAUAAUACUUUAUUGUAUGAUGUUAUUGAAAAUGAAAUGAAAGAAGAUAAUAAUAAACAAUCAUUUGAAGAUGGUGAAAAAUAUGAUCUAUUGAUCCAAACUUUAGAAGAACCUUUUCUGGAUUCACUACAUACUGUAAAUCAAUUACAAGAAUUAAGAAAGCAAUUAUUUUCUGAAUGA